Halichondria panicea is the source of this 3613-nucleotide messenger RNA. RefSeq names its product BOS complex subunit NOMO1-like. The transcript is spliced from 37 exons. NCBI's taxonomy places the organism in Eukaryota, Metazoa, Porifera, Demospongiae, Suberitida, Halichondriidae. Gene Ontology annotation, cellular component: endoplasmic reticulum membrane. Bases 25 to 3525 code for a protein of 1166 amino acids. The record is from RefSeq and is a predicted model, not a curated record. Gene Ontology annotation, molecular function: carbohydrate binding.
UGUACAGUAUUUUGGUAAGAGCUAAUGAGUACUAUACUUCUCUAUAAAGCCAUGUCCAGAAGCUUCUGGUUUGCUGUGCUGCUGUUGGUGCUGGGAGUGAGCCUAGCCAGUGGUGGUGAGGGUGUACCCGUGGGCUGUGGGGGCUUUAUCAAGGCAGACUUCCCUGUGGACUUUACGAAGAUAAAGAUCCAACUGUACACUGCGAGUGGCUCCCUCAGAGAUACUAGCGACUGUGCCCCCAACAUCGGCUACUAUCUCAUACCCUCCUACGACAAAGGCGAAUUUGUGCUGAAAGUGGACGCACCUCAAGGAUGGAAAACAGAGCCGUCAGAGGUGCAUGUGACUGUGGAUGGAGAGACGGACCUGUGUAGUAGAGGAGAGGACAUCAACUUCCAGCUGCUCGGAUUCUCUGUAUUCGGUCAGGUAGUUGGUGAUGGUUUGAAGGUUGGGCCGAGUGGAGUGACCCUCUCCCUGAGGCAAGAUGACUCCACCCCACACACCACCGUCACAGCAGACGAGGGAAGGUUCGUGCUUGAGGGGGUUCCCCCUGGAACAUAUACGCUAGAGGCCAGUCAUCAGCAGUGGACACUAUCAAAGGCUACUGUGAGUGUGACGGUGACUGAUGGAUCUUCUGAAGUGCCUGACAAUUCUCUACUAGUGGGAGGCUUUGAUGUCAGAGGGGGUGUUGCUAGUGACGGAGAACCCAUACCUGGAGUGCAGUUUUUGCUCUAUGCAAAGUCUGGAAAAAAGAUCGAGUGUGAUGCUGGUGACCCUCCCGUUAGUGUACGGAGGCCAACGUGUGUGGCUGUCUCUGAUGUGACUGGACUGUUUGUGUUCCCGGCUCUGCCCCCUGGCCGUUAUCAGCUGGUUCCCUACUACAGCCAAAACGGAAUAGACUUCAAGGUCCACCCGACAGAAACUGAAGUUGAAGUGUUUAAUGAUACAGUCAAUGUGGAUCCCUCGUUUGAGGUUCACGGCUUCUCUGUGUCGGGACAAGUGCUGAGAACCACUAAGGGCAAAGGUGUGAGUGGUGCUAAAGUGUACGUGGACGGGGAGGAGGUGACAACUACCGAUCACCGUGGCAACUAUCAGCUACUAAACGUCACCACUGGACGCUACAACAUAAAGAUUGAUGCGCCUGAGGCACUGCUGGAGUUUAAAGAGCUGCAAGUGUAUCUCUCGCCCUCUGACCCCACCAUUCCCACCAUCAUCCCGGCAAAGUUUGGAGUGUGUGGGGAGGUGAUCAUUACCCGUCCAGUGUCAACAGCCAAAACUCCUCGUACUGUACAAGUCCUGUCGACCUCCUCCCCUCCCGUUGUCGUGGAGACAGUGACCGUUGAUGCCAAGUCUCAGUUUUGUACCCUCCUGCCUCUUGGAGAGUACAUAAUCAAGAGUGUGGUGUCUGAAGAGGAGAGGUCUGGGGGGUUGGUGAUUGAGCCCCCUGAGAGACGUCUGGACAUGAGGGAGCACCCCCCCUCACCUGCCAGUACGCUUGUGUUCCAACAGUUCCUCGCCUCUCUCACUGGCUCAGUCACAUGUCUUGGUGAGUGCACGAGUGAUAUCAGUGUACACUUGAGGAGGUCUUCAGUCGUGACGGGUCUGCAAGGUCAAGAGCUCAAUGCAAAGGUGGCGGCAAAGGAAAGAAAAGGCACAUUUUCCUUCAGUGAAGUACUACCUGGAAAUGUGAAUAUCUCGGUGUCCUACCCCCAGUGGUGCUGGAGGGAGGCAGGGCUUCAGGCUGAGGUCACUAUGGAGAAACAGAGAGAGAUGAACUUUAAACAGACGGGCUACUCCAUGCAGUACACCGUGUCACAUGAUACCACUGUGACGUACAGUACUGGAAAUGAGUCGGCUGUUGAAAUUGUUUUAUCGGGGAAAGGUCACCUGUGCUUGGACAAGUCAGGCGUGUACACUGUUAGCCCGAGGACGUGCCACAAAUUCAACAAAGACUCGUUCACUUUUGAUACUUCGUUACCUGAGCGACUGGUAUUGGAAGCAAAGGAUCACUAUGUCAACGCGUCAGUAAUGGCUGAACAGAAAGACUCUGACCUGUUACUCACCGUACGGUCGUUGAGAUUUGGAUCUUCAGAGCAAGUUUUGACACCCCUUGGAGUUGCUAGGCAACCAACUGCCGAAAACCAAGCACACAACUGGAAAUACUCUUUCUCAUUUCUUGCAAAACCUCAAGAUGAGCUGGAAGUGAGUCCCUCGUCCACUCAGCUCAUGUUCUCACCACACAGUCGAGUGUUCACAACGUCCAAUGAUUGCCCUGAGGAGGUUGCCUCUUUCCUGGGUAGUCCUGGGCUCAUGGUGACAGGUAGAGUGGAGCCGGCUCUAGGGGGUGUGGUCAUCACUAUAGCAACCGAAGAGGACGGACUGGUCAGCACUAACACUGACGAACAAGGACGAUACAGGGUGGGGCCGUUGCGUGGAGGAAAAGGACUGACUGUUAGUGCUGAGAAAGAUGGCUACACAUUUGAGGUGCUGCCCAAUGACCCUCAUUCCUUCGCUGCCGUUAAACUGUCAAACAUUGUCAUCAAGGUGGUAUCAAGUGACGGAGGUCCAUUGUCCAACGUGCUCGUGUCACUGAGCGGAGCUAACUUCAGGAGCAAUAACUUCACUGGAGAAGAUGGAACUCUGAACUUUCCCAAACUGAAUCCUGGUCAAUAUUUUAUUAAGACUCUCCUGAGAGAAUACGAGUUUCAACCGUCUUCAAAGGUCGUUGACCUGGUACAAGGAGGUAGUGAAGAGAUAGUGUUUGCGGCUACCAGAGUGGCGUUCAGUUGUUCUGGUAGAGUGACGACGCUAAACAAGCAGCCCCUUGAGGGCGUUGUUGUCAAGGCAUUUGGUACCGGGGAUGGGGAGUGUGAGUCGUAUGGAAUGGAGACACCCACAGAUCAGAACGGAGACUAUCGACUGAGAGGACUAAUGCCUGGUUGCAGCUACACCGUGUCUAUAGAGGUGAGCGGAGAUAUCGAUCGAAGUCUGCCAGUCAAUAGACGCAUAACGGUGAGCGAUAGCGAUGUGGAGGGGGUGGAGUUUGUUGCCAUGCCGACAACCAUGCACGUGUACAUCACUGGGAAUGUUGUGGCCGACAACAAGCACUUCCCAAUGCUCAAGGCACAGCUGUCACAGGGAGCUGGCUCAGUGCUCACCUCAGUCCUUGUCGACACAGCUGGCUUCUUUGACUUCCCUCCCAUCACCACUCAGAAAGAGGACUACGUUGUCACACUGGAGUCCACCUUCUCUUCCUACUCGUACAACCUGACUCGACCGGAGAUGGUCGUCCCUGGCAACAGAGAUUCCCAUGUCACUCUUUCGUUCUCUGCUGAUGAGCUUCUCUCUAUCCCCGACUAUCAACGGGGAUCAGUGAUUGCUCUGAUUGUCACCGUGGCUGUCAUAUUCGCUAUAUUCAAUUUGGACAAGGUAUUCGGCCUGGUACAGACUCUCCUUAGCAACGUAAGAAACUCCCAAAGAGACAGUGUUAGUUCAGAGAACCGUAAAAAGACCGGACGUAGAAGAUAGUGUUAUUUUAGUGUCUAUCAGAUUAUAGCAGUUGUACAUUUGUGUCUUCACAUGUAACUUAUUGGAAAAAAAUGUUUAUUCACACUUA